AUGGAUCUCCUCACCGUAACCCUGGCUCUCUUGGUUCUCCUGACCCCAGCCUGGGGCUUCGACAUGGGCCAGUCGACCCGGUGCGUACCCAUCCCCCACCAGAUGAGUGUGUGCCAGGACGUGGGCUACUCGGAGAUGAGGCUGCCAAACUUCCUGGGCCACAGCAGCCUGGAGGGCGAAGUGGUUCCCCGCUCGGAGGACUGGAGACCCCUGCUGCAGACUGGCUGCCAUCCCCAUGCCCAAGCCUUCCUCUGCUCCCUCAUCGCCCCUGUCUGCCUCGACACGUUUAUCCAGCCAUGCCAUAGCCUGUGCGUGGCCGUCAGGGACAGCUGUGCCCCAGUACUGGCCUGUCAGGGCCACAUCUGGCCAGAGGCGCUGGACUGUGACCGUUUCCCUGCCCAGGAGGACAUGUGUCUGACCCCCCACCCCAAACACAGCAACAGCCACCUCACCAAAGCAUUGCCUAAGCCUGCAUGCCAAGCCUGUCCUUCCGUGGAGGAGCACCCUACACUGAAGACGGUUCUGGACGCUCUGUGCCAGGAUGACUUUGCUGUAACAGCCAAGCUGUCUCGCCGGCGCCGGCCCUCGGGGGAGCCAGAGUUUGAGGUGGAGGGCCGGGUAGAGUUUAUCCGCCAGGGCCCCCUGCUUCCCUACGACACCCAGCACCUCCUCCAGCAGUGGCUGCUCAUUAACCUACGGUGUGCCAACGCCCUAGUCCGGCCCGGCCGUGCCCAGCUCUACCUGCUGACUGGGGCGGUGCAGCCAGAUGGCACCCUGGCCCUCACCCGCCUCUUCCCCUGGCACAAGAAGGACCACAGCAUCGCAGUGGCCACGCGCAAGUGGAAGCACUCCAAGUGUUGA
This is a messenger RNA of Salmo salar (Atlantic salmon), 861 nucleotides long. Its product is annotated as secreted frizzled-related protein 2-like. Gene Ontology annotation, molecular function: Wnt-protein binding. Gene Ontology annotation, biological process: non-canonical Wnt signaling pathway; canonical Wnt signaling pathway. The record is from RefSeq and is a predicted model, not a curated record. NCBI's taxonomy places the organism in Eukaryota, Metazoa, Chordata, Actinopteri, Salmoniformes, Salmonidae.